AUGAAGCGACCUUGCGAGGAAACUACCUCAGACAGCGACAUGGACGAGACCAUAGACGUGGGGAGCGAGAACAACUACUCCGGGCAAAGCAAUAGUUCUGUGAUCCGAUCGAAUUCCCCAACGACAACAUCUCAGAUUAUGGCCCGAAAGAAAAGAAGAGGGAUUAUAGAGAAAAGGCGCCGUGAUCGUAUAAAUAACAGUUUAUCUGAGCUGAGGCGGCUUGUGCCAACUGCUUUUGAAAAACAAGGAUCUGCCAAAUUAGAAAAAGCGGAAAUACUGCAAAUGACAGUGGAUCAUCUGAAGAUGCUUCAGGCGACCGGAGGUAAAGGUUAUUUCGAUGCUCACUCCCUGGCCAUGGAUUUCAUGAGCAUCGGCUUCCGGGAGUGCUUGACCGAAGUCGCCAGGUACCUGACGUCCGUGGAAGGCCUCGACACCUCCGACCCGCUGCGCGUCAGACUGGUGUCCCACCUCAGCACCUGCGCCUCGCAGAGGGAAGCCGCCGCCAUGACCUCCUCCAUGGCCCACCACCACCACCCCCUGCACCCCCACCACUGGGCAGCCGCCUUCCACCACCUCCCGGCCGCCCUGCUGCAGCCCAACGGACUCCACGCCCCCGAGGCCGCCCCAUGCAGACUCUCCUCGGACGUGCCUCCCCAUGGCUCCGCGCUGCUCACCGCCACCUUCGCCCAUGCCGAUGCCGCCCUCAGGGUCCCCUCCGCGGGCAGCGUGGCUCCCUGCGUCCCCCCGCUCUCUACCUCUCUCCUCUCCCUCUCAGCCACUGUUCACGCCGCCGCCGCCGCCGCCACCGCCGCCGCCCAGAGCUUCCCCCUCUCCUUCACCGGCGCCUUUCCCAUGCUCCCCCCAAGCGCAGCCGCCGCCGCCGUGGCAGCAGCUACGGCCAUCACCCCGCCGUUGGCCGUAUCGGCCUCCGCCAGCCCCCAGCAGGCCGGCAGCGCGGGGAGCAGCAAGCCCUACCGGCCCUGGGGGACGGAGGUCGGAGCCUUUUAA
Cygnus atratus (black swan) is the source of this 1008-nucleotide messenger RNA. RefSeq names its product hes related family bHLH transcription factor with YRPW motif 2 (gene HEY2). Gene Ontology annotation, biological process: regulation of transcription by RNA polymerase II; regulation of neurogenesis; anterior/posterior pattern specification. Gene Ontology annotation, molecular function: RNA polymerase II cis-regulatory region sequence-specific DNA binding; DNA-binding transcription factor activity, RNA polymerase II-specific; protein dimerization activity. The transcript has 5 exons. The coding region runs from base 1 to 1008 and encodes 335 amino acids. Gene Ontology annotation, cellular component: nucleus. Lineage: Eukaryota; Metazoa; Chordata; Aves; Anseriformes; Anatidae. The record is from RefSeq and is a predicted model, not a curated record.